Molecule: messenger RNA, 1487 nt
Organism: Brassica rapa (field mustard)
Lineage: Eukaryota; Viridiplantae; Streptophyta; Magnoliopsida; Brassicales; Brassicaceae
Product: acid phosphatase 1
Molecular function (GO): acid phosphatase activity
Source: RefSeq, a predicted model, not a curated record
GUCGUUAAGACUACGUAAAAAUUUAUUCAUUGCAAUCUUUUUAUCCAAAGUAUAAUUCUCAAUAAUGCAAUGUGUACCAUCUGUGCCCAAAAUCUCUUGACAAAUUAGCCAUGUCGCGUAAUGCUUUUUCACAAUUUUAACGCCACUAAUUGAGGAGAUCAAUUGCUCAUGCAAUCAUACUUACUUAUCAAUUAGUUUAAUUAUCCACAUUCUUUUUGUUUCUCCCGCAUAUUAAGCUAAACUUUCAUAAUUGUGUUCCCCUAAUAUUUAAGGUGUAAAAGAACAAUUACCAGUAUAGUAAACAAAGAUCAAUAUAUAUAUUAAAAAAAAUCUGGAUAUGAAAUUACAAUAAAAUAUUUAAAAAUUAAUGAAACGCCAAAAAACUUGGAUUCAGAUUUGUGUUUUUUUCUUUCUGAAUUCUUUAUUGUUAUGGCUUACCCUGACUCUUCUCUACCUAUAAAACCCUCUUUACAUACACACUUGUGAUCAGAUUUUCUCAAAGAUCCAAAGCACUUCUUCUCAAACAUGGACCGAUCCAUCUUUCUUUCUCUAGCACUAGCCUCACUCUUGGUCGGAGUCGUCUCAGCUCGUGACUGGAACAUCUUGAACCAGCUCAAAUCACUCGGUUCAUCCCCAAGCCAACCCGGUCUUGUUACUUCGGGGCUAUCGACCAACCUGAAACGGUACUGCGAAAGCUGGAGGUUCAACGUGGAAGUACACAACAUCAGAAACUUCGACGUGGUGCCUCAGGAGUGCGUGUCUCACGUCCAGAAUUACAUGACGUCAUCUCAGUACGAGGAUGACGUUGAGAGAGCCGUCGAUGAGGUCAUCCUUCAUUUCGGGAGCAUGUGUUGUAGCAAGAGUAAGUGCGAUGGCAUGGACGCUUGGAUCUUUGAUGUUGAUGACACGCUUCUCUCUACCAUUCCUUACCACAAGAGCAACGGCUUCUUCGGAGGAGAAAAAUUGAACUCUACUAAAUUCGAGGAUUGGGUAAGGAAGAGGAAAGCACCACCAGUGCCACACAUGGUUAAGUUGUACCAUGAGAUCAGAGAAAGAGGAAUCAAGAUCUUCUUGAUCUCUUCUCGGAAAGAAUAUCUCAGAUCUGCCACCGUUGACAACCUGAUCCAAGCCGGUUACUAUGGCUGGUCCAACCUCAUCCUCAGGGGGCUAGAAGAUGAACAAAAAGAAGUCAAACAAUACAAGUCAGAGAAGAGGACAUGGCUAACAAGUCUUGGUUACAGAGUUUGGGGAGUGAUGGCAGACCAAUGGAGCAGCUUUGCAGGUUGUCCUCUUCCCCAGAGAACCUUCAAGCUCCCUAACUCCAUCUACUAUGUCGCCUAAUCAAAACAUAAUAAACCUCUGAUUUUAGCUUUCAUUGUACAAGAAGAAGAAUCCAUAAAUAAGAGAGAACAGUUUUGGUUCUGAUUCUUGUUUUUUGUCUUCCAUUUUUCAUGUUAUAUUAUAUAUGGAUAACAAAUGUUUUUUUU